Messenger RNA from Sesamum indicum (sesame), 1514 nucleotides. RefSeq names its product ARM repeat superfamily protein. The record is from RefSeq and is a predicted model, not a curated record. Lineage: Eukaryota; Viridiplantae; Streptophyta; Magnoliopsida; Lamiales; Pedaliaceae. Gene Ontology annotation, molecular function: deoxyhypusine monooxygenase activity. Gene Ontology annotation, biological process: peptidyl-hypusine biosynthetic process.
GGUAAAAGUUUUCCGCGGCAAAACCACGCUACUGCUCUACUGAUCACGUUCUGCAUUAAACCCUAGCUUUCUGGAACUUGGGGGGGGUGAUAGGGUUUACAAUUAUCGAAUUCCAGUUCCGCUUGCUACUAGUAUGGAGUCUUCUGAUGGAGAUUGCUCGUUUCAAGUCUCACCGGAAACCGAGGGGUUUUUGUGCGAGCGAUUAUUGGAUCAGAAACAGCCUAUCUCGGAGCGAUUUAGAGCCCUUUUCUCUCUUCGCAACCUCCGUGGUGCGGGGCCUCGCAAUGCGCUUAUCCAAGCGACUAGGGAUAGUUCGAACCUGCUUGCACAUGAGGCCGCAUUUGCUUUGGGUCAGAUGCAAGAUGCAGAUGCUAUUCCUGCCUUAGAAGCUGUUCUAAAUGAUCUUUCAUUGCACCCUAUUGUUCGCCAUGAGGCUGCAGAAGCUCUUGGAGCGAUUGGUUCAGAGCAUAAUGUUCCACUUCUUAAGAAUAGUUUAGCUUCAGAUCCAGCUCAGGAAGUUCGAGAAACCUGUGAACUAGCACUGAGUCGGAUUGAGGAGCUCAAGAGUACCUCAGUUUCAGAAUCAUCUCGUUUCUUGUCAGUUGACCCUGCCGCACCAGCUGCUUGUUCUUCUGUACGAGAACUUAGGGAGGUUCUACUAAGUGAAGAUAAGAGCAUGUAUGAGCGUUAUGCCGCUCUUUUUGCUCUUCGGAACCUUGGAGAAGAGGAAGCUAUCUCUGCUAUUGUUGAAUCCCUAGGUGCAAAUAGUGCUCUGCUACGGCAUGAGGUUGCUUAUGUCUUAGGCCAACUGCAGAAUAAGAAGGCAUCACUUGCACUUUCCCAGGUUCUUAGAGAUGUAAAUGAACAUCCUAUGGUCAGACAUGAAGCAGCUGAGGCUCUUGGUUCGAUUGCAGACAAUCAAUGUAUUGCACUACUUGAGGAAUUUGCCAAGGACCCUGAACCCAUCGUCUCACAGAGCUGUGAAGUUGCUCUCAGCAUGCUUGAGUUUGAGAGAUCAGGAAAAUCCUUUGAGUACCUUUUCAUGCAGGCACCUCAAGUGCAGCAGGCUUCGUGUUAAGUUGGAUUUCUGUUUUUGGGCAACUUUGCCUGUACUGUUUCCCAGAGAAUGUCCUGAUAUGCAGCCCAACUUCUGUUUGUUUGAUAGAGUCAAAUGAUUCUGAUCCUAUGGGCAAGCAGUGGUUGAGGAGUAUUGAUUCAACAAAUGCGUGAUACCCGUAUAUUUCUGGACAAGUACCUCAGGGAGUUCGUUCUAGUCUGUCUUCUCUCCUAGGUUUUUAGUACUAAUGAAGGGACAAAAAAAGCAUACUUCACAUUCUCUUCUGCCUUCAUUUCUAAUUCUUGUGUAUGUACACUUUCCACAAAUUGUAGAUCUUUUUGUGGACAAAAUUAGUAUAUUAUUAGUCCACCUACGAUAACUAUUAUGACAGUUGAUUGUUGGCGGGACAAGACACGAAAUUGAAGGUGAAUUUUACAUUCAAGGUGGGAUUAUAUUU